AUGGGUAUAAGUGCUAAAGAAAACAAUAACAAGACGAAUACAAUUUUCUUAGGCAUGGAACUAAAAUACAAUAGGUCAUACGUGGAAUACUUUGGUUUGGCUCCUGGGGAAUCUCAAAUGCUGAUGAUAAACGUAACAAAAGUGGUGAAAACAGCAUUCAUGGAUAAUCGCAUUGAAAACGAGGCCACUAACAGGACCGUAUUCAAUAUCAAGAACUUUGCCGUCUGCAAUUUUCUAAAUAACCGCCUGCUCCCAAAGCUUUACUCUGCGUUCUAUGAGGAACUUGUGGGUAAUUCCACUGUCUUCAAGUGUCCCAUUUCACCGGGUGUGUACUACUUAAAAAAUAAUAUCAGAGAAGUCGUUGUGCCUUUUUUUCAUCCACCUGGCAAGUUUCGUUUAAUUGUACUGUUAAAGACGGAAAUAGAAGGAUAUUCUGUUGUGGAGCUCUUCUGGCGAUAUCGUGUUAUAAGUCUAUAAAUUUGUUUUGAUAUUAAUAUUAGAGACACUAAAGUUCUGUAAUGCAGCUAU
Molecule: messenger RNA, 528 nt
Organism: Drosophila suzukii
Lineage: Eukaryota; Metazoa; Arthropoda; Insecta; Diptera; Drosophilidae
Source: RefSeq, a predicted model, not a curated record